This is a messenger RNA of Dentiscutata heterogama, 182 nucleotides long. The record is from the annotation of a GenBank genome assembly. NCBI's taxonomy places the organism in Eukaryota, Fungi, Glomeromycota, Glomeromycetes, Diversisporales, Gigasporaceae.
AAAAACUCAUAUUAAUAUGUCUCAAAAUAAAAGUAACAAGCAAAAAUUUAAAGCAUUUUUACUAUUAUCUUUUGUUGAAAGACAGGAAUCAAUAUGUUCUUUAACAUUAAAUAAAACAAACUCUGAUUAUUUUGAAGACUCUGUAAGUUCUAAAGAUACUGGAGGUUCUGUUAGUUCCAAAG